Ornithodoros turicata is the source of this 1608-nucleotide messenger RNA. RefSeq lists its product as uncharacterized. NCBI's taxonomy places the organism in Eukaryota, Metazoa, Arthropoda, Arachnida, Ixodida, Argasidae. The transcript has 14 exons. Bases 42 to 1169 code for a protein of 375 amino acids. The record is from RefSeq and is a predicted model, not a curated record.
CAGAAGGCCGAGUGUUGGCCUGUAUAUUUCUUCUUCUUGCAAUGCUUAUCCUCGUCGUCGCCGUAAGAGUCUGGAUGAUCUUCAAGCAAGAUACAGGAGACAUCCCAUUGGCGACGCCACAGCUCACACAUGGCACAUCCACCACGACGCAGGAUACAACGACGCCGAAACUGACACGUAGGACAACCACCACAACCACUACGAGGGGUCCCCUGACCGACGAAGAGCUGACUAAACUAGCAGAAACGCGUCCCAUCACAGUCCUCUUCGUCGGUGAUCGCAGCUACAGCACCAUAUCGAAGGAACAAUUCAUGAUAUAUACGCAGAGCCAGCUUAAUCUGAUGAAUGCAGGUUUUGCAGAAAAUAACAUCAAGCUGAAGAUGAAAGUUUACGACACCUAUGUGAUGACUGAGGACCAGGACAGGACCCACCUCUUGGAAGUUCCUGGUAAACAGGUUCCGUCAAUAGACGCAAAACAAGCCUGGGAGACACUUAACACAAAAGUUGUUGAAUACCCUGGGAGCAACGAGUCCGACAUCGUCCACGUAUUCACGAGCAAGGUUUUGCUACGCGAAAAUCAGAACGUUGUAUGGGACUGGCGCGAAUAUGGAACAGGACCCUGUGGAGGACGUUUGAUACCCAGCAUCUACUACGACUCUCCCUUUUCCUACGUAGCUAUUACACAAUAUAUGUGGCCCAACACCCUGCUCAGGAUAGUGAAGAACGGUGAAUGCGAUGCCAAGCAUCUUGAUCAGUGCUACCAACAUCUCAUCCCUGCAUAUAAGAAUGACUUGAACGGAAGCCUAUGCUACACAACGACAGACACGCAACAGGCGCCUACAUUUUCAGGAGUAGUGGGAUUCAAAGUAGAUAAUUUCUGUAAGGCGGCCGUUACUUCAAGUGGACUAAAAGCGGUCCAAGGCUCUACAGUGAGCGAAUCGUGUACCACGAGGUGUGGGCAUCCGGGGUACUUGUAUAACACCACCUUCCUUGGUCCAUGCAAGGCGCCACAGACUUCCGGACAAGCAUGCUUCGACGACGACCAUGUGCUGUGCUUCUUCAAGCAAUGUAGAAAGAAAUACAGCGAGAUAAAGGCGCUGGCCCGUCGUAAUUGGAACCUACCAGACAGCUAUUACGACGAAGGUUCUGCCUGUGCAUCCAUGAGGUAGCGUUCAUCUGCUCAAGGUUGCCUGGUCGUGUCGAGCACGUUACAUUGGUUCGACUCACUGACUGCUGCCCCUGUGUUGUGUUCAAUAUUCGCUCAAUUGAGACAUUGUUUCAGAACUGCUCAGUAUUGUGGACUAUGUGACGCGCAUUCAUGCUCCUUUGUCACUUGUGUGUGAUAAUUGUUGAAACUGAGCUACAAUAACGUGAGGUUGCGUCAAGUUAGAUGCAACUCGAAACAAGGCUGAUUCUUGGAUGGUGAUCCUACAUUAAGCGCUGUAAGUGCCGUCAAACUACUUAAGUAAGUGUAGUAACUAGUAACCAGUAGUAAGUGUAGGUUAUCCGAAUGUCGUCGAAUGUCGUCGCGAACGACAGCACAGAGAUAACCAUGACACAUUACUCCUUAUAAAUGCAGUAAUGGAAUGCCAAAUAGUUCCAGGAUAC